Molecule: messenger RNA, 1564 nt
Organism: Durotheca rogersii
Lineage: Eukaryota; Fungi; Ascomycota; Sordariomycetes; Xylariales; Xylariaceae
Exons: 1
Coding region: 235-984 (249 amino acids)
Source: RefSeq, a predicted model, not a curated record
AAAGAUAAAUAAAAUAUCGGGCCAUACCUAUAUCUGUUCAACUACUCGCCGACCUACGGGCUCUGCUCUCGGCGAAAAGCUUUGGUUCAUCCGCCGGGUUGCGAGUUUUGAAUUGCACCAAUACGUACGACGGUAUUUCCCGACCUACUUCUAAGCCUAUCUGGGACCGUUUUCCGCGCAAUUGUUACUCCCCUUGAGCACUAAGCUACGUGUAGCUCCACCGCUACUACCAGCAUGUCCGGGGCGGCACCGAACUCGGCGGGGACGAAUAGCCUUGGGGACGCAUUCAAGCAACAGCAUCGCCGCCACGAAGACAGGGAAGACGCAGUAGACGGGGAGGAGAUCCCGGCGUUCCAGACCAUCGCACCGAGCAUAUUCGCCGCCGCGCGGGUUGACCUCACCAAACCGCCGCCGGAGCUGCCAUCCGAGCUCCACAAGGCGCGCGAGACGGUGCUCGGUGACAUUGACGAGCACACCAAGGCGAUCCAGGACAACAUAUACUGGAUGCUGAAUCGGGAGAAGACGCGGAUCCGGCAAGAGUGCUGGCAGCGGGAGGCGCGGCUUGCGGCGCGCGGCCUCACGCGAGGGGCCGCACCGGGCCUGACCGAGGACGAGCAGCGGCGGUGGAUCCCGGACAAUGGCAUGGAGCUCGACGACAUCUUCUUUAUCCGCUCCUACUGCCCAGAGCCGCCACGGGGCGGGCCCUACGAGGUCGCGCCGGGCUUUAGCCACACCUCCUGCCUGCACGUCGAGACCGGCUGGCGAUUUAGGGAGUCGCCGCGCAAGUCCGCUGAGAAGAUGAUGCUCAACCUCGUCAAGCACGGUGUCCAGAAUCUCGAGGGCCUCGACCAGCACGUCAAGGACGUCAAGGAGGCCCGCAUCCUGGAGCUAGAGGGUGAGUUGCGAGCCAAGGGCGACUUGCGCGCCAGGAGCGAGGAGGGGGAGAUUCUUGACUCCCCCGGGGAUAGGAUGGAGCUUAGCUGACGCUGUAUGGUCGGCGACGGAUUACACAUGAGCAAUUAGAACCGCGCGCCACCUCUUCCCUUACUACCGACGCCAUGACAUAUUAAACGAACCAGGUGCCUUUUUGUCAAUUUCUCACGAUCAUCUUCCUUCCUUCCUGCAUCGUGCUUUCAUCAUAUUAACACACGUAUCCUAAACGCCGCUGUCGUCCGCGGGAGGUUCCGGAUAGUUAUAAGACUGGGUGCGACCGACCUCCCACGGCUUCGGAGGCGCCGUGAGCCGGCCGCGGGUAGUGAUAGUCGGGUCCUCGACGACCGUGUCGGGGAUCUGCCUGAUCCCCGGGAUGGGCUUGCCGGUCUGUAGGAACUCGACUAUCUCCUCAAACUUCUUGGGGUACGGCUCCUUGCCAGGGUCAGUCGUUGCGGCGUCCUUCUUCUCGACGUAGAGCUCCGCUGUCGGUGCCGCGUUCUGCCAGCUGGGAACCGCUACCUGAGCCGGCUCCGGCGUGGUUGGCUGGAGAGCAGUGUGGCCGAGAGGAUCGCCCAGCUCCACCAAGAGGCGUGCGAAUUUCCUAUCUUCUGGGUUUGACUGGUCGUUGCUU